GUCCAGAGACAGGACACAGCAGGUGUUGCAGCUGAGUGCUCCAGCCUUGGCUCAUCCACCAAAAAGGAACCAAGAAAGCAGUGGAGGAGCAUUGAGAGGGGAGCAGUGUGUGGAUUAAGAAAAUCAAAAGAGGAGACAUUUGGGCUGGAAGCAGUUGAACCAGAAACCUGGGGCGCAGACUAAAACUGUGAGAAAGUAAAGUCUUUGCUGUAACAAGCACAGAUCGGCACCACCUUAGCAUCCUCAGUAUGGCAGCAAAGCUACUCCAGGCCACUGGGGGCAGAAUGAAGCAGAUGGAACAGCAGAUGGGUCAGAUGAGGCCGAUGUCAGAGAUGCAAAUGUCCUCCUCCUCCACCUCCUCCACCUUUAGCUCCCCCAUGAGCACCACCAAGCUGCGAAAAGUCUCUCAGGGCUUGUCAAGAACCAUGGAAGAGCACUCUGGGGUUCAGUGUAGGACCUCAGCUGUGGCAGAGUCUUUCAGCCAGGUACAGAAAUCCCUCCAGAUCCCUGAGGGAGAGUCUGUCCCAGAUUUUGAGGAGAAGCUGCGCCCCAUCACUGCCCAAGAGGGUGACAAUGCGGUGUUCAAAGCCAAGGUGACAGGGAAUCCCCAGCCCAUUGUUAACUGGGAACGAGCCAGUGGAUGCCCACUGUCUGAUGCGACUAAAUCUUUCUAUGACAACAUAAACAAUCAGCAUAUACUCAAGAUCAAAAACCUGAACCUGGAGGAUGCUGAUGUCUACAAGUGCAUUGCCUCCAACAAGCAUGGAGAAGCCACCUACUCUAUAUCCCUCAUUGUUACAGAAAAUCCAGCAUUGGACUUCAAAAAGAUGCUGAAGAAACGCAGUGUGGAGAAGAGAGAGGAGAAGAGGCCACCUACAGAGGAGGAGAUGUUAAAGAUCCUGGCUGGAGCUGAUAAGAAGGACUACGAGAGGAUCUGUGCCGAGCAUGGCUUCACCGACUUUAGAGGCAUCCUCAAGAAGCUGAAGGAGAUGAAGAAGAAAGUGGAGGUGGAGAUGGUACGUGUGCUGAAGCCCCUGGAGGACAUCACUGCCAAAGCUGACACCAACAUCGUCUUCGACACCAUCCUUGAACUGAAGGAUCCAAACAUCAGGAUGCAUUGGUUUCUGGGCACAGAGCUGCUGCGGAUCCAGUACUCUCAUGGGAAAUACGAAGUGAAACAGAUGGGGACCAAGCACAUGCUGUGCAUUUCUAACGUGAGCCUCAGUGACAUAGGCACCUACACUCUGCAGGUCGCAGACAAGAGACUGUCAGCCAGGCUUAAUGUCAUAGAUGAACCUCUGAAAUUCCUGUCUGACUUCAAGCCCAAGAAAGUGACGGAGCGCCAGACCGCUGUGUUUGAGGUCCAUCUCUCUAAGAAGACAGAUGCACCACUCAUCUGGAAGGUAAAGGGAAGGGAAGUAAAAAGAGAUGAAAAGUUCGAAGUGUCCCGGUCCGAGGAUGGUCUGACCUACACCUUGAAAAUUAAGGAUGUGAAAGUCAGUGACACUGGAGAUUACACCAUCAGCAUUGGAGACCUCACUGCCACCAUGCCACUUUUCAUUGCACGGAUUCCCAUCAAGUUUACCAGCCACUUAAAGAAUGUCCGUGUGCAGGAGAGAGGCAAGGCCCACCUGGAGUGUGAGAUGAGUUCCAAGGACGUGCACAUUCGCUGGCUGAAAGAUGGGUGUGAUAUCACAGCCAGCCAUCGCUACAUCUUCAUGCAAGAGGGAAAGAGGGCAGAGGUUAUCAUCGAGGACUGUGAGCUGACAGAUGAGGGAGAGUACUCUGUCAUCUGCACUCAGGACAAUGACGCACAUGAAUAUGUCUCCUUUGCCAAUCUUACCGUGGAUGAGCGUUUUGCCUCAGUGAAGAGUGGUAUGUCAGAUGCUCAGUGUCUUACAGGCUCCCCUGCAGAGCUGUGUGUUGUUCUUGAUGAUGAGAAGGUGGAUGGAGUGUGGCUGAAAGAUGGAGUGGAGAUUUCAGAGCUGAGUGGGGUUCAGGUGGUCAAACAGGGAGCCGUCCACAAGCUGAUCUUCUCUGGUGUGACUGACGCCCAUGAGGGCAAAUACACCUUCAGAGCCAAGGGGGCUGAGAGCGAGUCUGUACUCACUGUUGCAGACCCUCCAGAAGUUGAUUCCUCUGUGCUGGACUUGUUGGGGGCUCGACCUAUGACUGUGAAGGCAGGCCAGACAGCCACCAUUAAGAUCCCCUUUAAAGGCAAGCCGCCUCCCAAGGUCACCUGGUACAAGGACGGAGUGGAGGUCAUGGAGGAUGAGAGGACCAAGGUGGAGAGGACAGCUGAUGGCACCUCGCUGGUGCUCAGCAGAUGUGUGCGAGAAGACAGUGGUGCAAUUAUGCUCCGUCUGAAGAGUGAUUGUGGCACUGCCGUUGCCAACCUGCACCUCAAUGUGAUUGACCAUCCUAAGCCUCCUCAAGGGAAAGUGGAGUUCCUCGAGCUGUCGGGCAAGUGUAUCAAGAUGAAGUGGAAGGCUCCGCGCGACAAUGGGGGUAAGCAAGUAAUCAGCUUUGUGAUUGAACGGCGUGUGGCAGGUAAGAAGUCCUGGAUCAGGGUUGGUGAAGAAGACAGCAGUACCACCACAUUUAUCGAUGACAAAGUGGAAGAGGGCCAGGUGUACCAGUAUCGCAUCAGGGCCGUCAACGCGGAGGGAAUGAGUGACCCUCUCGAGACAGAGGAGGUACGCGCUGGAGAGCCCGUAGAGGCACCAGGCACAGCGUCCCAGCCCCAGGUGUCUAACAUAACCAAGGACACCAUGACAGUGAGCUGGACACCUCCAGCCCAAGAUGGAGGAGCCCCAGUUCUGGGCUACAUCUUGGAGAGGAGGAAGAAGGGGAGUAACAUGUGGUUGCAGGUCAAUAAGGAGCUGCUCACAGAUACAAAAUUCAUAGUGGAAGGGCUGGUGGAUGAUGUGGAGUAUGAGUUCAGAGUCACCAGUGUAAACAGGGCUGGAGCAGGCAGUCCUAGCACCAUUUCUAAUGCUGUCCUGGCCAAAGACCCAAUAAGAGCUCCUGGCCUAGUGAGGAACCUCUGUGUGUCUGAUUCCACAAACUCCUCCAUUUCUCUGCGGUGGACACCUCCAGAGCAGGGAGACGAGCCCUCGGGUUACAUCCUAGAGGUUCGCCCUGAAGAUGCUAAAGAGUGGAUGAAGGCCACCAAGAUCCCCAUCGCUGGCACUGCCUUCAAUAUGGGAGGACUUCAAGAGCGGAUGAAGUACCACUUCCGUAUCCGGGCUGUCAAUGAAGGAGGGGUGGGGGAGCCCAUUGAGCUGUUGGAGGGUGUACUGGCCAUGCCUCCACCUGUGGCACCCAGGUUUGACCUCCAGGGGAGGCUGAAGAACCAGAUGGUGGUCCGAGCCGGAACGGCACUUUGCCUUCACCUCAGCUUCAUUGCUUCACCUCCCCCAGUGGUAACCUGGUUCAAGGACGGCAUCAUCACUAUGGGACAAGUCGUCACCAAGAGCAUGACUCACUCCCAGUUCCUUAUUUCCUCCUCUCAGCGAUCUGACUCUGGUGUCUACCGUGUACACCUGAAGAACGACUAUGGAGAGGCUGACUAUGAUGUUAAUGUCAGGGUUACAGACUUUCCUCGACCCCCGAAGAACCUCCGCUUGGAAGAGGAGGUUCCGGGCACAGUGACCCUGCAGUGGGAUCACACCCCAGACCUGGCUGAUGAUGAUGAGGGAGCACAUUAUGUCAUCCUCAAACGUGACACCAGCACUGCCUCCUGGUUCACUGUGACCGAGUGUGUCUUCAGCAGCAAAUACACCGUCACUGGACUGCUUCCCGGGAGGAAGUACUACUUCCGAGUCAUCGCACAGAACUCUAUCGGAGACAGUGAUCCCUUGGACUCGAAGGAACCUCUCAUCAUCGCCAAAGAGAAAGAGUGCAUCAGCAGCCUUUGGUUGAAGGAAUAUGCCUCACCACCACGUCAGGUGAAACCUAUGUUCCUGCUGCCACUGAAGGACCACGCUGUUUGCAGAGGCCAUGAUUGCACCAUGAGCUGUGCCUAUCAGGGCAUGCCGACACCACAGGCCUGCUGGUAUAAGGGGGAGUCGAAGAUCUCUGACUCCCCUCGGUUUUGGCAGAGCACAGCCAACGGAGUGUGCACCCUGGUCAUCCCCACCUGUGGAGCAAAAGAUGGUGGAGAAUACACACUGGUGCUGGAGAACUCUUUGGGGACGGCCAAGUGCUCCUGCAACCUGGUGAUAUUUGAUAAGGAUGACAAAGGUGUGUUGGAGAGCCUGACCAAGCAGGCAAACAAAGAGAAGCUUAUUUUGUAAGAAGUCUGCUUGAACUGUUGCCACGAAAGAUGCACUUUGAUUGGCCACUGACCUUAUGCUGCAUGUACUGUCGCCACUAGCACUGAUUUUAGCUGUGGUAAGACAUUAUAAAUCUAUAAAUCAUAUUUUUGAUUGACUUGAAUUUCAGAUUUUUAGGUCAAAAUGCUGUUUUUCCCCGAUCUUUCAACUCUUUUUACUGUUUCCCUGGCUCUGGUAAUGCAUUAAAUGACCACCAGAGGUCAGACGUGCUCCCAUCCUUGUGUAGGCAUGCUACACCAGGAGCAGAUUAAUUAAUGUUUGGUGUGUUGGAGGGAUUUUACUCAUUAGUCAGCUCGCUCAGCCCGAAAGAUUGUACUUUCUCUCUAAGUCACAAACGCUUUUCUCUGUAUAAAGACAUUUGACUUUCAUCUUUUGUCCCCUUGCCCCCCCACCACAAAAAUACACUGGUUUCACAGGUCUUGCUGUACCAGGCCACAUGCAUAACAUUCAAAACAAAAAUCAUUUAAUAUAACAGUACACAGUGCAUCAUAUCCAGACAAGCCACUUUGGAACCAUAGUUCAAGAGUCUGAGGCUGGUUUGAGUCAAGUGGCAUACACACUGCCAAUUAUGCAACUAGUCAAAAUCCUGCUUCCUUUUGAGGUAUCCUGGUAGCUUAGUUUGUUAAUCUGCAUAACAUGAAAUGUCCUGGGUUUGAAUCCAGUCUACAACUUUUAUUUUGCCAGGUGCAUUCUACUAUGGAUGGAAGAAAAACACACAAAUGCCUCGAAAUGUAUCUCAAACAAAUAUAGAAAUGAUUUCACCUCCCAUAAUUUGCCAAUGCAUAGAAUGUCACCAGAAAGUAUUAGGACAGUGACACAUUUUUUGUAUUGUCUCUGUCGAGCACAUAAUUGGAUUAUUGGAUUUGAAAUGAAACAAUGAGGGUAAGGUGCUGACUCACAGCUUUGCAGGUAUUAUUGUCCACAUUAGAUGAGCUGUGUACCUUUUUAUAAAUACCAGUAGUCUCAAAGUUAACAUAAAUGUUAAGUUAUUAUAUUUCUAUGAAGUAUAUGACUGUUUACAACUCAAGACGCUUGUUAUUUUCCCUGCUGACGCUUUGCCAGGCCUGCACUGCAGCCAUUUACACUUCUUGCUGCUUUCGGGGCUUUUUGCAUUCAGUCUGGUCCCCAGCCAGUGCAACACAAGCUCCAUUGGAUUGAGGCCUGAUGUUCAGCUUGGUAUGUCAAGUGGUUGCCUUUAAAAAACAAAUGUUUUGCCUUCUCUAUACAUUUAGGAUCACUGUCCUGCUGUAUUGACCUAAGAUUUGGGGACAGUGUAUAAAAAGACCUACAAUUACGACACUGUUCAUCCAAUGUAGUUUAAAUACAGAUUUUAUUUUAGUCUUAGAACCUGAAUGUCCACUUUAACCUCACUGUGAUUGUUCAUUUCAAAUCUAAUGUGUAGAAACAAAAUAAAAAAUGUGUCCUAAUACUUUCCGAAUGCAGUGUGUGAUGGCUUCCCUCAGGUUAAAGAGGCCUGACAGCCUCUGUAUAGACAUUGCCUCAGAGUGGUCGGCUGCUGCUUGAGAGAGUGUGGUCUGGUAAGGAGCUGCCAAAUAGACAGAGAGAGGUUACAAACCCUCUCCAUCCUGACGUCACUGUGCUGGCUCACACAAACUCCAUUUCUAUAGACCCACCAGGGGACCGGCAGUGUCAGGUUGCCAGGUUCAAAUCAAUUAAGCACCAAAAGGCCCUAAACCGACGUCACUGCUACCUUCCGACUCCUCACUGCUCAGCUAAGGCACAAUAAAGUGGAAGUAGUUUUAAGUGAAAGCCUGAAUAGUCAAGUUAGGUAUUUGACAGAAACUAAAGGCUGCUACAUUGUAUUUAUAUGACUGAACCUAAGAGAUACAGGAUGAAAACUUGAAUGGAGCAAUAUUGUACGGCAUGGAGAUAAUUGUAGUGUCUUUCACAUUUAUUUGGAGAUUUGGUGUCAUUUCAUUGGAUUUCAUUAUUUCAGUGGAAGUAUGUGUCACCAAGCCUGUUUUUAUAAAGGCCAUUACAGAGAUGCCUCA
Molecule: messenger RNA, 6349 nt
Organism: Siniperca chuatsi (mandarin fish)
Lineage: Eukaryota; Metazoa; Chordata; Actinopteri; Centrarchiformes; Sinipercidae
Product: immunoglobulin superfamily member 22-like
Exons: 26
Coding region: 249-4298 (1349 amino acids)
Molecular function (GO): protein binding
Source: RefSeq, a predicted model, not a curated record